GACAGCGCACGCCCGACCGCGGAGACAGUGCUGAACGGCGGCGGGCUUGGAGCAAGCGGAGGAGGGAUAAGGGGCGCAGGGAAAGACGUCUGAUAGGGACGAAGGCCUGGUCUCCACGGAUCCGGCGUGGAGAAGUGCUGCAAGGAGCCGCUGCACCGCCCGGGCUCAUCUGUCCACCGCGCGGCCUGCGACCUCCCUGCUAGGGACGGACACGCCUCGACCACAAAAGGAAGCCCCCCGGGGGAAGACCUUCCCGCCCCUGCAUGCGGUGUCCUCGAGGGACGGACCCCUAACACCCGCGCCUGCCCCUGGGCAGUCGCCGUCACCGACCUGCAGAGCCUGGAUUCUGACUCUGGGAGCAUGUUUGCCGGGAGCCCCAGAAGGCCCCCUCCGUCUACCCCAUACCUUACUGUUCUCAGUACGUGGUUCAAGCCAGAGAUGCUCACGCCGUUGGAGGAAAAGGUGAAAAGAAGGACAGUGGUGGCACUGAGGGAGCUGAACCGGCAAAUAGAAGACGCGCGAGGCCGGCGGGAUAGGCUGCUGGAGGACACCAGACAGCUACUAAAGGAAAAGUCCUGCGUACAGGCUGAAAACCAGUUUUUCUUGGACUACCUGAGCAAAGAAAAUGAGCAGUGUAGGAAGAAGCAGGAGGAGCUGCAGAGGCAGUAUUUCCGCGAAUGUGGGGAGAUAGAACAAAGGAGGCAGGAGUUAGCAUCCAGAUACACCCAAAGAAAUGCAGACCUUCAGGCCCAGAUCUUGAAGGGCAGGAUGACCCUGGCCCAUUUGAAGAAGCGGCUGCAGGCACUGAAGCCCAUCUCUGUGGUGAAGGAGAGGCAAGACAUGAAAAUACAGACUUUAGAACAGGAAAAAGAGAAAAUCCCAGGUGAGACAGCUGCCCGAGACCGGGAGGCACACUUGCGGUUCCUGCAAGAAAAGGCAUUCCUGGAGAAACAACUGGAAGAACUUCAGGUGAUGGAGGAGGGAGGAGAUAUCAACACAAAGGAAUUUAAGAGGAAGGCCAAGGCCCUGUCGCAGGCAGCCAAGCAGGCUCAUGUUGAGUUCUGCCAUGGCCUCAACAGAGAGAACCAGCAGCUCCAAAUGGAAUUAGAGCAGCUGAGUCAGGAAUACUGGAAGUUGGAGGCCACUAGAAGCCAUCUGGAAAAGCAGCAGCAGCAGUUGAAGGAGGAGCAGUGGUAUCUGGAAGCCCUAGUCCGAGGGAGGCAGCGACUUCAGGCACAGCGGGAACGGCAUGGUGAUGGCAGUCGGUGUCGCAAAGAACGGCCUGCUCCAAACUGUCCCCUAAACACUCAAAUACUAAACUGUCCCCUAGGAACCCAAAUCAAGAAUAAAACCAAGUAAUAUCUACAGUUACUGAUUAAAUGAAAAUGCAAGCACUAGUAAUAGUCUACAGUCCAAAAAGAAGAAGAAGAAGAAGAAAAAAACUAUCAUGGAGAAUGGAAUAUCUCCAGCAAGGAGCAUCUUUUGAAGGUGGGGUCAUGCUCCUGAACUGGGACUUACAUUCUAGUGAAUCGCUGCUUUGCCACCAUCUGUUGUAGGUGCCAGAAUUGCAGAA
This is a messenger RNA of Jaculus jaculus (lesser Egyptian jerboa), 1573 nucleotides long. Its product is annotated as coiled-coil domain-containing protein 121-like. The record is from RefSeq and is a predicted model, not a curated record. The transcript has a single exon. The coding region runs from base 361 to 1359 and encodes 332 amino acids. Lineage: Eukaryota; Metazoa; Chordata; Mammalia; Rodentia; Dipodidae.